Diorhabda sublineata is the source of this 2274-nucleotide messenger RNA. Its product is annotated as nose resistant to fluoxetine protein 6-like. The transcript has 12 exons. NCBI's taxonomy places the organism in Eukaryota, Metazoa, Arthropoda, Insecta, Coleoptera, Chrysomelidae. The coding region runs from base 44 to 2152 and encodes 702 amino acids. The record is from RefSeq and is a predicted model, not a curated record. Gene Ontology annotation, molecular function: acyltransferase activity, transferring groups other than amino-acyl groups.
CAUUCGUAAAUGAGUUUUGUUCAUACACCUUGUGGAUUUUAAAAUGGAGGAGCUUAGUUUUUUAACAAUUUAUUACAUUAUUUCUCUUUUUAAUCAAAUCGAAGCCAAUGUUCUAGUGGAUGUGUCAAAUCCAGAAAUUAUAGAAGAUGUUAUUCAAAAUUAUAUUCCUACAUUACGUUCUAAUUCAGAAAUUUGUAGAAAUCAAAGUAUAUUAUACGCCGAAAAUCUGAGAAAAUAUACAAGAUGGGCAGCAGAAAUGUUUGAUUCUACAACGAAAUUUCCAAAUGGUAUACUUGAGGGAUCAAAUUACGAUUUUGGUAAUUUUGAUGAAUGCAUUAGAACAGAGGUUUCAUACGAGAAUUAUAAUUUUACUGGAAAGUACUGCUUGGCGAAAUACACUAUAGAGCCUUCAAAAUACUUUCUCGAAGAAUAUAUGUCCAAUGGAACAAGUUCUCUUAGUGAUUUUACGAACAGUUCAAUAUGGAUGAAAAUUAUUAAUUCUAUAGAAGAUCCUAUAAAGAACCCUCGAAAUAUAUUACGGUUUGCUUUUUGUAUGCCUUCCAGUUGCACCAAUUCGGAUUUACAGGAAACUCUACAGGAAGUUAUUGAAAACUUAAAUGAACAAGUUGGUUUCAGGGUAACUGUAGAAAUUGAUCAACUUAGUUGUCAAGUUCAAGCUCAAAGCUCUCGACUGGACUACGGCGAUCUAAUAUUUAUAAUAAUAUCCAUUAUUGCUUUAUGUUUUGUGAUCACUGGUUCAUGCUAUUACCAUUUUUCAAAUAGAAGACAAUCUGCAGAUAGUUCUGGUAUAAUACAAGAUAUACUGCUAUGCUUUGCUGUUCAAAAGAAUAUAAAAUCAUUAACAUCAGUGGGGAAUGAUUUGGAUGGUCUAAAUUGCACCGCUGGAAUGAAAGUAUAUUCAAUGAUUCUCAUAAUAGUUUUACACAGAAAUAUGUUCGAUUUUGGUUCAGCUCUAAGUAACUCGACAUACGUAGAAAAGAUUUAUACAAAUUUUGCUAUAACUUUUAUUUUAAAUGGACCUAUACUGGUGGAUACAUUUUUUACAGUCUCUGGAUUUUUAGCAACUUAUUUAGUUUUGCAUCAUUAUCAAACAGCAAAGAGAAUUUGCAUACCGCAAAUAUAUAUUCAUAGGUAUUUAAGAAUGGUAUCUGUGUAUGUAGUGAUUUUAACUUUCUAUUGUACAAUAUUUGUGAAAUUUGGUGAUGGCCCUUUAUGGAGAGAAAGAAUAGAGAUUGAACAACAAAAAUGCAGGAACGUAUGGUGGGCCAAUUUACUAUUUAUCAACAACUAUAUUGGAACUUCUAAUUAUUGUAUGUUCCAGACUUGGUAUAUGGCAUGUGAUAUGCAGGCUUUCCUUUUAAUACCUUUGUUAAGUCUUCUUUAUUAUAAGAAACCAAUCAUUGGUAUUGCAGUUACGAUUUUAUUCAUAGUUGUCUCGGGAAUAUUGGUCUUCACUACUAUAUACAUUUAUGAUGAGAUGCCCAUUUUGAUACCGUACAUGAGCAUGUUAUUACAUCCAGCUGAAAACAGCACUUUCUUGCGAGUGUAUAUUCCAGGACAUCUAAGAGCUAGCUCCUAUUACAUCGGAGCUCUGACUGGUUAUAUCAAAUACAGACUGAAAAAUAGCCAUUUCAAAAUUCCAAUUCUAUGGGUACGAGCUGGAUGGAUUCUUUGCGCGUCUAUGAUGUUUAUUUCAUUACAUACAGCUUUUGUGUUUUUCAUUCAUGAAGUUCCAGUUUGGAUUUCAGCUUUAUAUGGUGCUCUUUAUCACGCAAGUUGGAGUUUGGGGAUCGCUUGGAUCGUUAUUGCAGCUUCUUCUGGAUACGGAAAUUUGGUUUACAUGAUAUUGAGUAAGUCUCCUUUGGUAAUAUUAAGUCGACUCACUUAUACUGUAUAUUUAUGCCAUGGUAUCAUUCAAAUGUAUUCAUCUGGUACUAUCAGAGCGCCUGUUUACGCAAGUACUUACAACACGAUUCAUAAGGCUGCCGGGGAUAUUGUUUUGGCUUAUCUGUUGGCUUUGAUUUUAAGUUUACUGUUCGAAGCACCAAUGAUUGCAUUAGAAAAAUUGAUUUGGAGAGGUGGAGUAGUGACGCACCCUAAAAAAGAAGAACAUGAAGGUACAAGACUAUAAAUAAACGAAGAGAUUAUCAUUUUUGUGAUCACUUGCAGCAUAGUUUCCAUUUAUUGCUAAAUGUAAUGUUAUUAGAGAAUGUAGAUGAAAAUAAAGUUAUUUUUUUACUUUUUAUGCUUGUA